CAGACAAACUUCUCCCCAUUUUUUCUCCCUGACCACAAAAUGAACAGAACAGUAAGGCACUAAGGAGUGGCAAGUGGAAGAAAACAUGAUAGCUUUAAAAAUGUUAGUAUUUUUGUGGAUGUGUCACUCUGUUCUUCUCCAAGGUUCUAAGCCCAAGGAGAAUAGCGGUGUCUUUCUUCCCUCAUUGACAGUUUCCACAGGUAUAUCUAAACAGAUGAUUCUCACAAAAGAAUUCCAGAGUCAAAAAUCAGAUUUUCCCACUACCUCUUAUCCUACAGAAGAGAAAUCAGUAGCAUUAACAGUGGCAGCAUCAAGUGUCAUCAUCUUCAUUGCCAUUCUUGUGGUGAUUGUAAUAAUCCUCGUCAGCAUGGUCAGCAUAAAAUUCAAGUGCCAUCAUUGCAAAAAAGUAACAGACAAACAGAAACCUCAACAUCCAAUAGUAUCAUACAGCUGCUCGGACGCUGAUACUACAGUUGGCAAAAAGAAUGUCUUGUUGGUCUCCAUGAAGGACUUAAGUGCAACCAGCAGCAAAAGUCUUGUGAAGUUGCUGCACCCUGAUAUCCACUGAGUCUCAAAGAUUAUUUUCCUGAUUACUUACAAUCAGCUCAGACUUCAUUAGUGGAAGUGAAGUUAGGAGUGUUUGCCCCAGUGUCCAUCAUUUUACAGUUACUGAAAUUGAUCGGCAUUUGUCCUUUAAUUGCCAAUUCAUUAGUUUCAUAAUCGGUUACUGUCACCUAACACACCUUUUACCACCAUAACAAUAGGUGGGCAACUCUCCAUUCUUUUGUUAGGUGACAGAUUAUCAAGUAAAAAUUUAACCUAAUGUCUUGUGCAAAUGAAGUCCACAUGAUUAAUUUAUGAGAACCCAGAAAAUUGAGUUAAUUUAAUAAAGCAGGAGUAAGUAUGUUGUAUGAACACAGCAUAACUCAGUUUGUUGAAUGAGUCAUAAUGGCUGAGUUUACACCAGAGUUAUACAUAAACCAUCAUUUUAACAUGUUAAAAUAAAAGCAAACCGUUAAAAAUUAAUGUGAUAACUGUUAGAGCCUGCUCAGAAUAAAGAUAAGAUUGUGUGAUGGAGUGGAAUUAUGAAGGCCAGACUCAGGGAGGGAAGCAUCC
This is a messenger RNA of Python bivittatus (Burmese python), 1116 nucleotides long. RefSeq names its product endothelial cell surface expressed chemotaxis and apoptosis regulator (gene ECSCR). The record is from RefSeq and is a predicted model, not a curated record. Lineage: Eukaryota; Metazoa; Chordata; Lepidosauria; Squamata; Pythonidae.